Lobosporangium transversale is the source of this 321-nucleotide messenger RNA. RefSeq lists its product as hypothetical. The record is from RefSeq and is a predicted model, not a curated record. Bases 1 to 321 code for a protein of 106 amino acids. The transcript has 3 exons. NCBI's taxonomy places the organism in Eukaryota, Fungi, Mortierellomycota, Mortierellomycetes, Mortierellales, Mortierellaceae.
AUGAAGUUCUAUGGAGAGAACGUCGACUUGAUUCUUGAUGAGUUCAGCUCACUUUGCGAACAAAUGACCAGCACAAUGACCAUGGACGACAUGUACGGUGUAGGCAACCAAAUCCUACGUGAGCUCAUCAAGAGUGCAUCCAGGGUACAGAAUGGUGAUCAGGAAAAAGGUUUCCAUGGAAUGUGUAUGACCAAGAAUACGUCGGAGGCUAGCAAGCGCGACAUAGUCAAGAAUAUCAGCCCUCACAUAGCUAACUUCAAUUAUUCUAUCCAUACUCCCACUAUCUCGAUGGGUAUCGAUAACAAUGUUAUCAAAGUCUAG